Molecule: messenger RNA, 555 nt
Organism: Physella acuta
Lineage: Eukaryota; Metazoa; Mollusca; Gastropoda; Physidae
Product: temptin-like
Source: RefSeq, a predicted model, not a curated record
CCUCACACGAAAGCCUCCAUCUGGAUCUUUUCAGAACAAACAUAGCUUGAAGAGCGCCGUACUCCAUUCUCUCAAAAGACAUCAUGCUGCGACUCGUCCUAUCCCUCGCUUGUCUGGGUCUGGCCUCAGCUUUCAUCCGGUACCAGAACGCCAUCCCCAACGGUGACUUUGUGCCCAACCCUUGUCUCAUUGGUCUCUGGCCCGGGGUGGGGCAUUACACGUCUCACGGUACGGGAGCCAGAAACGAAUUUGGCAUCGACUUUGCUGCCGCUGGUCACGUGUGGACCCCCGCCCUGUGUAACAUGGACUCAGACAAGGACGGACGCACCAACGGCCAGGAGCUGGGGGACCGCAACUGUAGGUGGACGCCCACCAACGGGGCCACCCUGGACGCCCCCAUGACACACCCAGGUAUCUGUGAACCUAUCGGAAGUGCUCAGUGCGCAUGGCAGGCGUUUUCAUGUGCUUGAAACAAGAUGGACGAACUUGUGUUAAUGUGCCUACAGUUUCAUGUAGGCAGGGAUGGAUUGUUACAAUAAAAUCAUGCAUUUAUCU